GGACUAGAAAAAGAUGAAGAUUAUAAAACAGAAGACCAGAUCAGCGGCUGCUAUAAAAUCCUCAGUGGUACCUCACCAUCUCAUCCUAUUCUGAUUGAACACUUCUGUUUAAUGACACCCGGAAAUGAGUGGGAUAUGGAGAUAAAAUGUCGCCCCAUAUCGUAUGGAGCCCAAGGUGUUUCCAAUCAGAGAAGCAACUGGAGAAGCCUGAUGGUGGUCUACCCCGAAGCUGGAGUGCAAUUAAAACACAAUGACAUUGAAGUCACUCUGCCAUCCCUGCAGGAGGACGAAGAGAUCACUGCGUUCGGAAGACCAGGAAAAGAUGACAAGAAAAGAAUGCAAAUGGCGAUCUUUGCUAAACAACCAAAACAAGGAAGAGACUGGCAGAUUUGGGUUUAUCUUGUAGAUGAUACAAGUCCAGCCUGUGAGGUAUAGGGUGCUAUUAUGUUUGUUUAUUUUGUUUUGUUUGUUUGUUUGUUUGUUUGUUUAAAAUGUUACCACCAUUAUUUCUUUACUAUAAUUUUAUUUAUUUUUAUUAUUUUUACUUUAAUUUUAUUAUUUUAUUAUUAUUAUUAAUGUUAUUAUUAUUAUUAUUAUUAUUAUUAUUAUUAUUAAUUAUUAUUAUUAUUUGUAUCAUGAGUUUAUUGCCUUAGCCAGCCAGCCAUUGAUCACCCCCACCCCCGCUCUAGAUAUUAGCCUCUCUUCAGGAAAGCAAAGACGCUAGAGAGCAUUAUUACCACCAACCCUUGAAAUGCAAAACGAUAAUGUCCAAUUAAAAGCACAAUUUCUUAAUUUAAGUUGUUUCCACACACUGAUACGAAAACUGAUUUCUACAUGUUAUUUCUCUUUCUCGUGUAAACAGAAAAUGUUUGAGGAUGAAGACGACAGAGGAAACAGACUACUGACACCACUUGCUGGGAUAUUUGUGUCUAAAAGCAAUAAAGACAUCACAAUUGAACUCAGUAACCUGGAGCCUGGAUUGAAAAUCAGAGGAAGCAAUGUAAAGGUGCGAAUAGUGAACUUGGUUGUUAACAGUUUGGCCUCCUUAAUGAUAUAGUAUUGAUUAAAAUCCACCUGGCGUUUUAUCCGUGACAGAUUUGGAUAAGUUGGUAGGGCUGUCAGAGUCUCUAGAGCGAGAGAAUUCGGGCCCGAUUCUCAAGACAAUACCACUACUUAGGGUUUCUUUGUUGUUGAUGUUGUUGUUUGUUUGUCGAAAUAGGAUGCUGCCCUUUCCAAGGCGAGGGUUCCGUGUACUUUGGAUGUCACAUACAAAAAAAGCGAAAAACCCAGUGCCCUAAGUUACAUGUAGCUGUUUGGUGAUGAUAUGGAUCAACACUUAAUCAAAGCGAGAAUUUCAUCAGUGAAAAUAAUCGGCCCUGCCUCUCGAGGCUAUGGAGGUCUGAGUUCUAAAGUAAUGAAAACUGGGCUUGGCUUUGACCGCUACCUAUUCCUCAUGUUGCUUAUAUUUUAGUGAUUAAUCAAUAAUUAAAAAACAAAAGAUUAACUUAGCUUGAUCACUUGAAUUGCUUUGAUUUUGGUUUUGUUUUUAAUGAUUUGCAUUUUAAUUUUCUCUUUAGACAAUCAAAUCAACUCACGCAUGGAAUUCGUCAGGAAACUCUGUAGAUUUUCCACGUUGCUAUUUCGAAAUAAGUCACGUUAAUAGUACCAAGCAUUCAUUCUUCUGUGGAAUAGAAGCUUCUCACGAAGGAGACAGUGCACAAGCAGAAGUUGUGGCGUAUUUUGAACGAGUAAGUGUUGACAGAAAAAAAUACUGCUGUAUCACAUAAUUAAUCUCUCUUAAUUUAUGAUCAUAUUUUUUUCAUAUUUAUUUUUUAGCAAAGUGGUCAGAAAAUCGUCCAACCCUCUAACAAUUCUCGCAAACUGAGUAAUACGUGCAACUUUGUUUCAAAAGGUAAGCUUCGAUUAGACCGUAUGAAAAAAAAAAAAUGUAUCGUCACUUUGAAGUACGAUGCAAUUCAGAGACCAGUAGCAAAACUUAGGCCUCUGCUUAAUGCAUAGCUCGUUUACCCUGCAUAAUGAAUUUCUUUCUUUCUUUCUUUCUUUCUUUCUUGUUUUUCUUACAGAAACUAACACCAGGUUUCCAUUGCAUGAAGUUUUCACUCUGCUUUGUGCACUUUUUGCUUCGGGCUUCAAUACCACACACGUUACAGGUAAGCUUGCUUUAUAAAUUUCAGUAUAAGUUUCGUUUGCUGACGUUGUUUGCAUGUUUUUGGAAAGAUAAUGACAGUAGUGUAAGUAAACUUUUCAAAAACUUGAAAAUCGUUGACAUACGUAAAGUAAAUAAGCAUCAAAUCUAGUAUAUAACUGCAAAUAGGUUUCCUUUCAUUUUACUUACAGCAAGCAGAAUAAUCUAACAAUAUUUGUUUUAAAUCUUAACAGGAUCAAAUUCAACUUAUCAGCAAUUUACGACAAAGAAAAAUUUACAAGAUCUUACCAAUUCCAAGCCGCCUGACAACUUCCCUUCCACUGGAAUGCCUCGUUCCGGGGCGCUGGUAAAGCGCAGGAAAGCAGGAUUUGCCAGCUGUGUUUCAACUGUCCAACAAGACCACGCGCACUGUGCAACUGCAAGAAAGCCGACCGCCUCGGAACGAGCAAAUACAAUACAAAUAUUCCAAAAACAACGUUCACAAGAAGUCUACUAG
Messenger RNA from Porites evermanni, 2663 nucleotides. NCBI's taxonomy places the organism in Eukaryota, Metazoa, Cnidaria, Anthozoa, Scleractinia, Poritidae. The record is from the annotation of a GenBank genome assembly.